AUGGAACACCCCCACAACACCAGCAGAGCCGAAGCUGAACGCUUGCUCGGAAUCUCCGAGAAGCUGUUACUCAACAGAGAUCUCAACGGCUCAAGAGAGUUCGCACUCUUAGCCCAAGAAGCCGAACCCUUACUGGACGGCCCAGAUCAGAUCUUGGCCGUUACCCAGGUCCUUCUCGCCGCCGAUAAGCGGAUCAACAACCACCACGACUGGUACGCUAUACUCCAACUCGAGCGCCGUUCCGACGACCUCGAACUCAUCAAGAAACAGUUCCGGCGACUGGCUUUUCUUCUACAUCCGGACAAAAACAGGUACGCUUUCUCUGACACUGCGUUUAAGCUGGUCGCCGAUGCUUGGGCUGCGUUGUCGGACUCGAAAAAGAAGUUUCUGUUUGACAAUGAGUUGGGUCUGUACUCGAAGAUCGAUCUGGUGGCGACGAAGAAGCAGAGAGAAUUUCAAAAGCAACAACCACCACCACCAAAACAGCGUCAAAACGAUCAGGAUCAUCAGACAUUUCCGGUGAGACGGGGCUCGCCGCCGGCGAGUACUGGCGGGGAGAAGGAAACGUCGAGUUUUUGGACGGCGUGUCCGUACUGUUACAACUUGUAUGAGUAUCCCAGGGAUUACGAGGGGUGUUGUUUGAGGUGUCAGAACUGUGAGAGGGCUUUUUCGGCGGUGGCUAUUCCGGAGAUGCCACCAUUGGUGCCGGGGAAGGAAGCGUAUAAUUGCUGUUGGGGAUUUUUUCCGAUGGGGUUUACGGUUUCGGGGUCGGAGGUUGGCAAAAGUGGGGGGUUUCCAGUUUGGGUGCCUCCCACGUUUUCUACAGGUGGGACGGCGACGACGGAGCCAGCGGUCUGGCCGAGUGGUGGAAACGGCGGUGGGUUUGUGAAUGUGGCGGAAGUGAAUGUGACUCCGGCUGGUACCAUGGCUAAGAAGAAGAGAGGUAGGCCUAGGAAGGUUGUGCAGGUGUAA
Messenger RNA from Ilex paraguariensis (yerba mate), 972 nucleotides. The record is from the annotation of a GenBank genome assembly. Lineage: Eukaryota; Viridiplantae; Streptophyta; Magnoliopsida; Aquifoliales; Aquifoliaceae.